Messenger RNA from Emys orbicularis (European pond turtle), 1074 nucleotides. Its product is annotated as C-C chemokine receptor type 5-like. The record is from RefSeq and is a predicted model, not a curated record. Bases 1 to 1074 code for a protein of 357 amino acids. Gene Ontology annotation, cellular component: external side of plasma membrane; membrane. Lineage: Eukaryota; Metazoa; Chordata; Testudines; Emydidae. Gene Ontology annotation, molecular function: C-C chemokine binding; C-C chemokine receptor activity. Gene Ontology annotation, biological process: cell chemotaxis; positive regulation of monocyte chemotaxis; positive regulation of cytosolic calcium ion concentration. The transcript has a single exon.
AUGAACACUUCUACCAGUGAACCGGAGAUGGAGAUACAGACAACAACGUAUUACUAUGAACAGUUUGAUGCAGCACCAUGUUCAAAUAAUGUCAAACAAUUUGCAUCCCACUUUGUGCCACCGCUUUAUUCCUUGGUGCUGAUAUUUGGCCUGGUGGGCAAUGUGCUCGUUGUGCUGAUCCUGAUAAAAUACAAGAGGCUGAGAAGCAUGACUGACAUCUAUCUGCUGAAUCUGGCAAUUUCCGAUUUGCUUUUUAUUUUUUCCCUGCCAUUUUGGGCUUACUACAUAGCACGUGAGUGGGAUUUUGGAAAUGCAAUGUGUAAAAUUCUUUCAGGGGUCUAUUUUGCUGGCUUCUACAGUGGAAUGUUUUUCAUAAUACUUUUGACAAUAGAUAGAUAUCUGGCCAUUGUCCAUGCAGUGUUUGCUUUAAAAGCUAGGACAGUUACCUAUGGCAUCCUCACAAGUGUUGUCAUUUGGGGUAUUGCAAUAUUAGCCUCUCUUCCAGGGUUUAUAUUUCAUAGUGUGCAAAAGGAAGGUCCUCGCUGGACUUGCAGCUCUCAUUAUCCAUCAAAUUAUGAAAAAGAAUGGAGGCAAUUCCUGAUUUUAAAGAUGAACAUCCUGGGACUUGUCGUUCCAUUUGUCAUUAUGAUCUUCUGCUACAUAGAAAUUAUAAAAAUAUUACUGAGACGUAGAAAUGAGAAAAAACAUAAGGCAGUCAGGCUUAUUUUUAUCCUAAUGAUUGUUUAUUUUAUCUUCUGGACACCAUACAACAUUGUUGUUCUCAUGUUCACUUUUCAAGAUUCAUUUUCCCUAAAUAACUGUGAGAGCAGCAGUCAGCUGGAGUUAGCAAUCCAAGUGACAGAAGCGAUUGCAAUGUUCCACUGUUGUAUCAACCCCGUGAUCUAUGCCUUCGCUGGUGAAAAGUUUAGGAAAUAUCUUUAUACCUUUUUCCAAAAAGACAUUGCAAUCUACCUCUGCAAACACUGUCCAGCUCUUCAUGGUGAUAAAUUAGAACGGUUUAGCUCCACAUACACCCCAUCCACUGCAGAGCAUGAUAUCUCCAUUGGUUUGUAA